AUACCCUCCAGAGCCCCAACAUUAUUAGCACAGCUAUUUGGCCAAAGAGACAGACAAGGGACACAGGUGUCAUUAUCAGGAACCUCAACCCCAUUUCUGCAAUUCCAUUCAACCUCUCCCACUUCUAACUUAGUUCUCCUUCCACUUGCACCUUCAUCAACACUUACACACACAAAGUGCAGGAGCAAACACCAACACUAUCACCACUUUCAGAAACAGGAGGAAGAACACAUACCUUUUGCUCUGUGAAGCCAAAGUUGUUAGUUUUUUUCUCAAAUGGGGACGCGAAUCCCUUCUCACCAGCUCAGCAGUGGCCUAUACGUGUCGGGUCGACCCGAACAGCUGAAAGAGCGCCCGCCGACAAUGACCUCACGCUCCGUACCGUACACCGGCGGUGACCCAAAGAAGUCUGGCGAGCUGGGGAAAAUGUUAGAAAUUCCCGGUGUUGAUCAAAAGCCGUCGCGGCCGUCAUCCGGGUCGGUGAGAUCCGGGCCGAACUCGGGCCCCGCAGUGGGGAGGCUUAGCGGGUCGGGGCCCAUGUCGAGGAAGUCGUCUGGGUCGGGGCCGAUAGCGCUGCAGCCAACGGGCCUGAUAACGUCGGGUCCUGUGGGAUCCGGCCCGGUUGGGAGUCGGCGGUCGGGGCAGCUGGAGCAACCGUCUGCAGCAGCGUCGGCAGGGAAGACAGUAUACGGGUCGGCGGUGACGAGUCUGAACGAGGAGGUGAAGGUGGGGUUCAGGGUGUCAAGGGCGGUGGUUUGGGUGUUCAUGGUGGUGGUGGCAAUGUGUUUGCUGGUUGGGGUGUUUCUCAUGGUGGCAGUGAAGAAAGCUGUGAUCUUGGUGGCUCUCGGAGCGGUUAUUGUGCCCGUGGUGGUUUUGAUCGCUUGGAAUUGCGUUUGGGGGAGACGAGGGCUUUUAGGGUUUGUGAAAAGAUACCCUGAUGCUGAGCUUAGAGGCGCCAUUGAUGGACAGUACGUUAAGGUUACGGGGGUUGUAACCUGUGGCAGCAUUCCUUUGGAGUCAUCCUACCAAAGAAUACCGAGAUGUGUAUAUGUCUCCACCGAAUUAUAUGAGUAUAAAGGAUUGGGUGGAAAAUCAGCAAAUCCUAAACAUAGUUGCUUUACUUGGGGUUCUAGAUACUCUGAGAAAUAUGUAGCGGAUUUCUAUGUAUCAGACUUUCAGUCUGGAUUAAGAGCAUUGGUGAAAGCAGGCUAUGGUGCCAAGGUUGCUCCUUUUGUGGAACCAAAUACUGUGGUUGAUGUAACAAAGGAUAACAAAGAGUUGUCUCCUAAUUUCUUAGGCUGGCUUGCGGACCGCAAACUCUCUAGCGAUGACAGGAUCAUGCGCCUCAAGGAAGGGUACAUAAAAGAAGGUAGCACCGUAAGUGUGAUGGGAGUUGUUCAACGACACGAUAAUGUGCUCAUGAUUGUGCCUUCAGCCGAACCUGUCUCAACAGGAUGCCAGUGGAUCCGCUGCCUUUUGCCAACCUAUGUUGAAGGGCUGAUCUUGACAUGCGAAGAUAAUCAAAAUGCUGAUGUCAUUCCUGUUUAGUUUUUUCUUUUGCUUGCAAAUCAGUGUGACACACUUCUGAAAUGACAAAACUGAUGGGGAAAUCCUACACUAAGGAAUCAAAGUACUUUCCACUUGCUGGUUUUGUGUAAAAUGGGUUGCAAGAUUAUUCUAAGAGCACCACUAAAGUUGUCAUGAUAAUCAGAAGAUUUGAUUAAUAUGACGCAGGGAUUCACGAGUCCAACUACAAGCACUUUGAGAAGGUCAUCGAUCAAUGUAUCCACGAAGUUGGGUUGUACUUUUUCUGCUUAUUUAUGUACAUAGGUAGAGGGGCCCGAAGGGAUUCAGAGUAGUUGUGUUCUUAUGUUUGAGCUAAUUCUAGCCGGAAUGUAGCUAAAUUUUAUUUGUCAAGUUUGGUUAACUUGUAUUACUAAGUCGAUAUGAUGUACCCUGCCUGUGUUAGUAGUUGUAAAAAUCGAAAACCAUCCA
Molecule: messenger RNA, 1995 nt
Organism: Vigna unguiculata (cowpea)
Lineage: Eukaryota; Viridiplantae; Streptophyta; Magnoliopsida; Fabales; Fabaceae
Product: Ubiquitin-specific protease family C19-related protein
Source: RefSeq, a predicted model, not a curated record